AUGGUGUGCUUGUGGAUUUUAAGCGCCGUGCUGUUAGCAGGUAAUGUUUUACCGUCUACCCCAACCCGCAUCGUGGGCGGAAAGCCGACCACCAUCGACAAAUACCCCUCGAUAGUCCAGGUGGACUACCUCGGUGUCUGGACUGGGGUGUGGGGACAGUCCUGCGCCGCCAGCAUCCUUACAUCGCGAUACGUGUUGUCCGCUGCACACUGCUUUCAUGGCAUCUUCUACGACCCCUCGUACCGUCGCAUCCGCGCAGGCUCCACCUACCGCAACACCGGUGGUGUGAUCGUCAACGUUGUCAAGGAGUACAACCACCCAUCCUACGGCAGCUUGGGCUACGAUGGGGACAUCUGCGUGGUGAGCCUGGCUCAGCAGCUUGUCUACACCCCUGUGGUCCAGCAAGUCGCUAUCCCACCACAGGGCACCAGGCUUAUUGAAAACCUGCCGGUUGUACACGCUGGUUGGGGCGCUGUUUCGCAAGGUGGCCCUGCGUCUCCCGAACUCCUGGACGUGACCAUCAUCACAGUGGACAACAAGCUGUGCGCUGAGCGUUACCUCACCCUGCCCAACCCGGGCACCGUCACAGAAAACAUGAUCUGUGCUGGUAUCCUCGACGUCGGUGGCAAGGACGCCUGCCAGGGUGACUCCGGAGGUCCCCUCUACUUCGGCAAGACACUCGUUGGAGUCGUCUCCUGGGGACAUGGCUGCGCCAACAACACAUUCCCCGGUGUCAGCACCAAUGUUGGUUCAUACACCCAAUGGAUCCUAGAUACACUGUUACCCGCGACUUCGUCCGCGUCAACAAAAUAUGAUAAGUUGGAUAACAAAGACAAAAAAAAAUCUACUCUAUUACAAAGACAGCAGCAGCCUGUCUGCACCGCCGCUGCCACCCCACCCCGUAUCGUGGGUGGUCAGCCCACAACGAUCGACCAGUACCCCAGCAUAGUGCAGGUGGACUACUGGGGCAUUUGGACCGGCGUGUGGAGCCAGUCCUGCGCUGCCAGUGUUCUGAACAGCGUGUAUAUUCUGUCAGCUGCGCAUUGCUUUUCUGGUCUCCUCUACCUCCGCCAAUACCGUCGUAUCCGCGCCGGGUCCACCUAUCGCAACUUCGGCGGCGUGGUCCUCGACAUCUCGCAUGAGAUCAACCAUCCCUCGUUCGGCCAGAACGGUGCUGACGGUGACAUCACCGUGGUGCGGCUCGCGGCCCCGCUGACGCUGACGCCGGUGGUCCAACAGGCGGUUAUAGCACCCCAGGGUACUGUGCUCCCUGAGGAUAUGCCAGUCGUGCAUGCGGGAUGGGGAUAUACUACCGAAGGAGGAGUAGCAUCUGACGUACUCCUGGACGUCACCAUCUACACCAUCGACCGCAAGCUCUGCGCCGACCGCUACCUGACGCUGCCCAGGCCACAAGUGGUGACAGAGAACAUGAUCUGCGCUGGCAUCCUGGACGUGGGAGGCAAGGACGCCUGCCAGGGUGACUCCGGAGGACCUCUGUACUAUGGCACCACCCUGGUGGGAGUGGUAUCCUGGGGCGAAGGCUGCGCGAACGCCACUUUCCCUGGAGUGAGCACCAAUGUGGGAUCUUACACUGAUUGGAUUAUUAGCACCGCUGUUUAAG
Aricia agestis (brown argus) is the source of this 1621-nucleotide messenger RNA. RefSeq names its product transmembrane protease serine 9-like. Gene Ontology annotation, molecular function: serine-type endopeptidase activity. NCBI's taxonomy places the organism in Eukaryota, Metazoa, Arthropoda, Insecta, Lepidoptera, Lycaenidae. Bases 1 to 1620 code for a protein of 539 amino acids. The transcript is spliced from 8 exons. The record is from RefSeq and is a predicted model, not a curated record. Gene Ontology annotation, biological process: proteolysis.